Molecule: messenger RNA, 1521 nt
Organism: Coffea eugenioides
Lineage: Eukaryota; Viridiplantae; Streptophyta; Magnoliopsida; Gentianales; Rubiaceae
Product: dof zinc finger protein DOF5.6
Exons: 2
Coding region: 273-1235 (320 amino acids)
Biological process (GO): regulation of DNA-templated transcription
Molecular function (GO): DNA binding; DNA-binding transcription factor activity
Source: RefSeq, a predicted model, not a curated record
UCACAAUCACUGCCAACCCCCCCAUCUCAUCCACUGCCAAGUGCCAACCCACAAGCUAAAUCAAUCCUUCUCAUUCUCACUUCCACAACCAAGCUAGUUCUCUUCAAAAUAGUAGUAGACUAGAGCACUUGAAAGAGUUCAAAGUGUCUUGAGUGAGAAAGGGUAAAAAAUGGUGUUUAUUUGAAAGGUUUAGCCAGCAUUUGGGAUUUGGCAGCACAAACUCUCUUGGAAGCUUGCAAAAUAGUGUACUGUACUUCAUUUUGCUCCAAUUCAUGGGUCUUACUUCUCUUCAAGUCUGCAUGGAUUCAUCUGACUGGUUACAGGGCACAAUUCACGAGGAGACAGGAAUGGAUUCUUCUUCACCAUCUGGGGACAUGCUCACAUGCUCGAGACCAUUGAUAGAAAGGAGACUGAGGCCCCAACAUGAUCAAGCUCUCAACUGCCCAAGGUGUGAUUCAACACACACCAAAUUCUGUUACUACAACAACUAUAGCCUCUCUCAGCCAAGGUACUUCUGCAAGACCUGCAGAAGGUACUGGACUAAAGGAGGAACACUACGGAACAUUCCGGUUGGUGGUGGUUGCAGAAAGAACAAAAAGGUUUCUUCCAAGAAAUCUAAUGAUCAGCAUCUUCAUCAGCAAUCAGGUUCCAACCCACAAAACUUUGGAUCAUCAUCGUCAUCAUCAGCAACAUCACCAACCAUGAAUCCAACUGAUCUUCACCUUGCUUUCCCUGAUCAAAUGCAAUUCCAACACCUAAGUAAUAUUUUGGGGAAUGCUAAUGGUUUCAUGGAGAAUAAGUACAAUCUCAUGCUUGAAAACCCUACACCAAUUGACUUCAUGGAGAACAAAUAUGAAGCUUUGGUUGGUAAUUCUUCAAGAAACUAUGAUUUUAUGGGAAAUGGGGAUAUGGGUAUUUUAGGUUGUGAAAUGAGUAGUCCAGCAGGGAUGAUUUCAGCUCCAAAUUUUCACAACUUUUGUACCGCUCCAUUUGGGAAUAUGUCCAUUGAUGGGAACACUCCGGGAACCCUGAUGCUUCCCUAUGAGGCUCAUGAGGAUCAAAAUGCCAUGGAUGUGAAGCCAAAUGCUAAGCUUUUAUCUCUGGAAUGGCAUGAUCAGCCGGGCUGUUCUGAUCAUGCUGGAAAGGACUCUUUUGGUUACUAUAAUGGAGUGGGAUCAUCAUGGCCUGGUUUGAUGAAUGGUUACGGAACUCCUACAACAAACCCUUUAGUCUAAACUAAGUUUAAAUGAAAACUACAACUUUAAUUACUUUGUAUUCAGUGUCUUAAUUAGGAUUUAAUGCUGCAUCAAGCUUGAGUAUUAUUAUUAAUUAGUUUACAAUUAUUUAACUUGUACUACUAUGUAGGUUCUUUAUCUUUUGCUUUUUCCCUUUAAUCUACUAUCCCCGUUAAGAGUGAUGACAAGCAGAGUGUGAAAGAUGAUUGUGAGAGUCUAAAUAUGACUGUAUUAUAGUGCAUUUAAUUCAUAUAUGUAACUUCUUUCUGCUUGUCCUAUUUGGCAA